AUACGCAGAAGCUGUCUCUCUCCCACCUCCAACGGUCCAACUUUGACCUUCUCUCCCUCUUUCUCUCUCUUCUCUCUCUCUCUCUCAAAAUCAAAACGUUGGUCUGGUCUUCGCUUUCAAAUUUAUUAACAAUAAUAAUCGGUCAUGGCUUUCCCAAACCCUCAAAACCCUACGGAUCUUCUUCUACACGAAGCUCCAAGACUCCGCCAUUUCUAAUCGAAUUAUUUUUGUAAGUUUCUGAGAGAGAGAGGAUCAAAAUAUAAAAUUCGAAAUUUUGCUCAUUCACAUACGUCAUGAUCGACGCCAUGUUGUUGGAUAUCUUGGUCCCUUCUUGGUGGGAGAUCAAGGUCACUGUCGCCGCUUCCAUCUUCGUGAUCUUCGCCUUCUGGUUUUUUGCCUACAGAGGGGUCGCAGAUGGCUAUGGAGAUCGAUCACUUGAUAAUUCAGGUGCUUCUGGGGAUGCCAGUGACGACAAAGACAAGAUGGGCCAGUUGAAAGGAGAUCCUCAAACAAAUUCUGCGUAUUUAAUCAAGCCUUUGUUUAUUGAUGAGCAUGGUAUGCUCUACUUUCAGUUGGAGUUGUUGGCUGCUAAGAAUCUUAUUGGUGCAAACUUAAAUGGCACAUCAGAUCCUUAUGCUAUCAUUACUUGUGGUACAGAAAAGCGAUUCAGUUCAAUGGUCCCUGGUUCAAGAAAUCCCAUGUGGGGAGAGGAGUUUAAUUUUUCAGUUGAUGAGCUUCCCGUCCAGAUUAACGUGACAAUAUAUGAUUGGGAUAUAAUUUGGAAAAGUACUGUUCUUGGUUCGGUGAUUAUUCUUGUUGAAAACGAGGGUCAAACAGGUGCUGUAUGGUAUACAUUGGAUAGCACAUCAGGGCAGGUUUGUCUGCAUAUUAAAACAAUGAAGCUGCCUGUAAAUUCUUCCAGGGUAAAUGGCAUUGCUGGAACUAAUGCUCGAAGAAAGAUUUCUUUAGAUAAACAAGGGCCCACAGUAGUUCAUCAAAAGCCAGGUCCUCUUCAGACAAUAUUUAAUCUUCCUCCAGAUGAGGUUGUUGAACAUAGUUAUUCUUGUGCACUUGAGAGGUCAUUCUUGUAUCAUGGCCGUAUGUAUGUCUCUCAAUGGAACAUUUGCUUCCAUUCUAAUGUGUUUUCCAAGCAAAUGAAGGUUAUUAUACCAAUUCAAGAUAUUGAUGAGAUACGGAGGAGUCAGCAUGCAUUUAUUAAUCCUGCCAUAACCAUUAUUCUUCGCAUGGGUGCUGGUGGUCAUGGUGUACCUCCUCUGGGAAGUCCUGAUGGUAGAGUGAGAUAUAAGUUUGCAUCAUUUUGGAAUAGAAAUCAUACAUUAAGAGCUUUACAACGUGUGGCAAAGAACUUUUAUACAAUGCUAGAAGCUGAGAAGAAGGAGAGUGCUGAUUCAGCACUACGUGCACAUAGCAGUUCCGUUAGAGGGGAUAAAACUGAGGAUAACGUUCCUGAAGAUGUUGCUGCCAAAACUGGAAAAGUUCAAGCUUUCGUUAAAGAAGAAGUUAUUGUUAGUAUAUAUAAUGAUACAUUUUCAUGCACAGCUGAGAUGUUUUUUAAUUUAUUGUUGAGAGAUGAUUCGACUUUUACAAACGAGUACCGAUCAGUACGGAAGGAUACUAACCUUGUUAUGGGACAAUGGCAUUCUGCGGAUGAAUAUGAUGGUCAAGUCAGGGAAAUAAAAUUCAGAUCCCUUUGUAACAGCCCCAUGUGCCCUCCUGACACAGCCAUGACAGAGUAUCAGCAUGUUGUUCUCUCUCCAGACAAGCAAGUACUGGUAUUUGAGACGGUGCAACAGGCACUUGACGUACCGUUCGGGUCUUAUUUUGAGAUCCACUGUAGGUGGCGUCUGGAGACAAAUGCUGAAAACUCGUCUACUAUAGAUAUAAAAGUGGGUGCACAUUUUAAGAAAUGGUGUGUGAUGCAAUCCAAAAUAAAAACAGGGGCUAUUAACGAGUACAAGAAAGAGGUGGAGAUGAUGUUAGAAGUGGCACGUUCAUAUAUCCAGUCACAUUCUGCUGGUGCUGGUGGCGCUGCUGCUGGUGCUGCUGAGGAGACGACAUCCUCUGCCUCUGUAAUUCAAGACAGCAGCUAACCUUUCCACUAAUGAUAAUUUAGAUAUGCUUCAUUUAAUUGGAGGGGGUUGUGUUAUUGUAAUAUAAACUUUCUUUUGGAUAGAAUUUUAUUCUGUACAUUGAGAGAGAGAGAGAGAGAGAGAGAGAGAGACGCACACACACACACACACACACACACACACACACACACGCACAUGCUUUACACCUACAAAUAUCCAACCCAUGUACCGUCCUCACCCUGUCUCUUUAGGAGAGAACUAGUGGUGUGUGUUAAUUUAUUAAUUGUCCUUGUUUGUGCAAUGCAAUGUGGAAACCACAUUUUUUAAUAUAUGUCAAAAAAAAAAAAGGAAGAACAUUUAUUGUAUUAAA
This is a messenger RNA of Ziziphus jujuba (common jujube), 2460 nucleotides long. RefSeq names its product BAG-associated GRAM protein 1. The record is from RefSeq and is a predicted model, not a curated record. The transcript has 18 exons. The coding region runs from base 294 to 2111 and encodes 605 amino acids. NCBI's taxonomy places the organism in Eukaryota, Viridiplantae, Streptophyta, Magnoliopsida, Rosales, Rhamnaceae.